CGAUCUAAACCGCCUCCUGUCACUGCGCAGUGACGCAGCCACGCUUUGCUGAAAGCGAUGGCGGACCGAUGUGUCCCCAGACUAGACCAGACACCGGAGGGAGAAAGUCAGUGAGGGAUUUCCACCGUGUUCGUUUUUGUCAUCAAACCACCUGUUAAGGGGAGGGAGGCCACCGUGUUACACCGCCGCCAUCCCUCCCACGAAACAGUAGGCUAUGUGGGACGUUGGGGUUUGUCAGGAAGACGUUUUCCGGGACAAGGUAUAGGCAGAGCGCACACGGCACAGCGCAGCCUGACGCACGCGGGCAAGCCAAGUUGACAGAAAUAACAAAACUCGCUUCAACAAGGGACAGUCGCACGAGGAAUUAACGGAGGUUGAGGAGAUUGCUGUUUUGGCAAAAUGAAAUUUGCGGAGCACCUUUCGGCCCAUAUCACUCCGGAGUGGAGGAAACAGUACAUCCAGUAUGAGGCGUUCAAGGAUAUGCUGUAUGCAGCUCAAGAUCAAGCUCCCUCCAUAGAAGUCACAGACGAGGACACCGUCAAGAGGUACUACGCCAAGUUUGAGGAGAAGUUCUUCCAGACGUGCGAGAAGGAGCUUCUGAAGAUCAACACGUUCUACUCAGAAAAGCUUGCUGAGGCUCAGCGUCGUUUCGCCACGCUGCAGAAUGAGCUGCAGUCGUCUCUGGACGCGCAGCGCGAGAGCAACGCCCCCCAGGGCCUGCGUAAGCGCAAGACCGUGUUCCACCUGUCCCAGGAGGAACGCUGCAAGCACCGCAACAUCAAGGACCUGCAGCUGGCCUUCUCCGAGUUCUACCUCAGCCUCAUCCUGCUGCAGAACUACCAGAACCUGAACUUCACCGGCUUCCGGAAGAUUCUGAAGAAGCAUGACAAGAUCCUGGAGACUCCUCGCGGGGCGGACUGGCGCGUGGGACAGGUGGAGGUGGCCCCUUUCUACACCUGCAAGAAGAUCACACAGCUCAUCUCUGAGACUGAGGCCCUGGUGACUGCAGAGCUGGAAGGAGGGGAUCGCCAGAAGGCCAUGAAGAGGCUGAGAGUUCCUCCUCUAGGGGCGGCACAGCCUGCCCUGGCCUGGACAACCUUCCGUGUGGGUCUGUACUGUGGAGUCUUCAUCGUGCUGGCCAUCGCCUUCAUCCUCACGGGCAUUGUGCUCAUCAGCCGUGAGAACAUGUGGCCCCUGGUCCGGAUCUACCGUGGCGGCUUCCUGCUGAUUGAGUUCCUCUUCCUGCUGGGCAUCAACACGUACGGCUGGCGGCAGGCAGGGGUCAACCAUGUCCUCAUCUUCGAGCUCAACCCCCGGAGCAACCUCUCCCACCAGCAUCUGUUUGAGAUCGCUGGCUUCCUGGGGGUGCUGUGGAGUCUGAGCAUCCUGUCGUGUCUGUACUCAGAGUUCACCUACCUGCCCAUGCAGAUCAACCCUCUCAUCUUCUACGGCUUCAUCCUCCUCUUCCUCAUCAACCCCUUCAAGACCGGCUACUACAAGUCCCGCUUCUGGCUGCUCAAGCUGCUGUUCCGUGUUUUCACGGCUCCGUUCCACCGCGUGGAGUUUGCAGACUUCUGGCUGGCUGACCAGCUGAACUCUCUGGUGAUCGUUCUGAUGGACCUGGAGUACCUGGUGUGCUUCUACGUAUUUGAGCUCAAGUGGAACGAACGAGACGGCCUGCUGCCUGUCCACAAAAGUGACUACAUGUGCCACUCCUACUCGUACGGCCUGCGUGCCAUCAUCCAGUGUCUGCCCGCCUGGUUCCGCUUCGUCCAGUGUUUGAGGCGUUACCGUGACACCAAGCGGGCAUUCCCUCACCUGGUCAACGCCGGCAAAUACUCCACCACCUUCUUUGUGGUCACCUUCGCUGCCCUGUACAGCACUCACAGAGAGCAGGGCCAUUCAGACAGCGACAUGUUCCUGUACCUUCUCAUCAUCUUCUCGGCUGUCAGCUCUCUGUACACGCUCAUCUGGGACCUGAGGAUGGACUGGGGCCUGUUCGACGGUGGGGCCGGAGAGAACAUCUUCCUGAGGGAGGAGAUUGUCUACCCUCACAAGGCGUACUACUACUGCGCCAUCAUCGAGGACGUGAUCCUGCGUUUCGCCUGGACCAUCCAGAUCUCCCUGACCACCAUGACCAGCAUCCCCUCAGUGGGCGACAUCGUAGCCACCGUGCUGGCUCCCCUCGAGGUCUUCAGGCGUUUUGUGUGGAACUUCUUCCGUCUUGAGAACGAGCACCUGAAUAACUGUGGAGAGUUCCGCGCGGUGCGGGACAUCUCGGUGGCUCCCCUGAACGCAGACGACCAGACGCUGCUGGAGCAGAUGAUGGACCAGGAGGACGGCGUCCGCAACCGCCAGGGCAAGAAGAGCUGGAAGCGCUCUUACAGCCUGUCGCUACGGCGACCGCUGCUGUCCUCGCAGUCCAAGAAAGACACCAAGGUUCUUAUCGAGGACACAGACGACGAGGCGUUCAGCUGAGCUGGGCUUCUCAGGAGGCGACCACACUGCUGCCUCGCUCUCUCACACACACACACACACACACACACACACACACACACACACACACACACACACACACACACACACAACAUAUGCACACACACACACAGACAUCGUGAUUUUGAGAUAAACAUAUUUGCUGAAGCACAACCACAGUAUUGAUACAGAUGAUAAACACACACACACACACACCCACACACACACACACACAGAGGGAAAUAUAUUCAGGCACAUCUUUGGAAAUACCACACUGCCCUAGGAUUUUACUAUGAGUCAUUUUGUUUUCAUUUAAUAACAGACUUAGGUUGUUGACAUUUUGUUAAUAAUGUUUUGGAUUGUAUAUUCGUUUUUUCAAUUAAUUUUCUGCAAAUCUUCGAAGCUGCGUUAACUAAUAAUCGACUGUUUACAUAUGUAAUACUUCAGGAUCAACAGGGAAAAAUAUGAAAAUAUUCAAUCAAAGACGAUAUAAAACCAAUAUUUAACCCGAGCACGGACUCUGGAGCCUGUAGACAAACCACAGCAUAUCAAGAACACCAACUGGGUUCAACUUGGUGGUAUCCUUUUUCUACUUCUUUGUUUUAUAUGGGUUAGUUCAGUUGUUUAUAAAGUUGUGAUGAAGUCAGUGUACGACCCUGUCUGGCAACACUUGCAGGAAAAAUGUGUGUAAUACAUCAAGUUUAAAAAAAA
Osmerus eperlanus (European smelt) is the source of this 3186-nucleotide messenger RNA. It is a transcript of the gene xpr1a, whose product is annotated as xenotropic and polytropic retrovirus receptor 1a. Gene Ontology annotation, biological process: cellular response to phosphate starvation; phosphate ion transport. Gene Ontology annotation, cellular component: cytoplasm; plasma membrane; Golgi apparatus. The record is from RefSeq and is a predicted model, not a curated record. Lineage: Eukaryota; Metazoa; Chordata; Actinopteri; Osmeriformes; Osmeridae. The coding region runs from base 400 to 2478 and encodes 692 amino acids. Gene Ontology annotation, molecular function: inositol hexakisphosphate binding. The transcript has 16 exons.